UUCUUCGCAGACGAGGCUGAACAUGUUUAUGUGAUGCCAAUUGUUUGAAUCCACCAAAGAAAUGGAAUAAACCAGAAUAAAAUUCCUGGAUAAAAGCAGAGAUGAUUCAUUUGUCUACGCUUACGUGCACUUUUCGCGCAUUUUAAUCCUCAUUACAGUUUCAGUAAGGUUUAUUCGGCGGUGCAUUUAAAACACUUUCAUGCUGUUCUCAAUAAUUGCUGGAUUAUAUGACACCAAUUCCAAGGUUCGCCGACAAUGCGGUGGGUCACUUUCAAGAUUUGACCCGUUUCGACCGCAGCCCAUCAUUUUGGAUCUAAAUGCCUGAAUGAUGCUCUCUAUGCAAAAACACCUUUUCUUGGUCCUUAUUAUCCUUAAUACGACCUCCAUACCUCUGCUACCAAAGGUGGAUGGCAACCCUUUAGUGAUGGACCCCAACAGCAUCUGUCGUAGGGCUAGACCUCUAGUAGGCAGACAUGCUGACCUAUGCCAAUCUCAGCCUGAGUUAAUUCAGGAAGUGGCAAAAGGUGCCAUGCUGGGUAUACGGGAAUGCCAACAUCAGUUUCUGAAUCGUCGUUGGAACUGCACUAGCCAGAGCAGAAGCUUUGCCAAAAUCUUGCAGCAAGAUAUCCGGGAAACUGCAUUUGUGUAUGCCAUCACUGCUGCUGGGGUGCUGCAUGCUGUAACACAAGCCUGCAGCCAGGGAAAGCUGCCACAGUGCGGCUGUGUGACCCUUCAGAGUUCCUCUGAAACUUACCAUGAUUCCCAAACUGAGGAGGUGCCCAAACAGGUUUAUCCUGGCCAAGACAGGAACUGGGAUUGGGGGGGCUGUGGAGAUGAUGUAGACUUUGGCUAUGAGAAGUCUCGUCAGUUCAUGGACAUCAGGCAGCGAAAAGGCAAGAGUGACAUUAAGACUCUCAUUGAUCUGCACAACAACGAGGCAGGACGGCUGGCCAUACGGAUACAGAUGCGGACGGAGUGUAAAUGUCAUGGCCUUUCUGGUUCCUGCACACUCCGCAGCUGUUGGAGGAAGAUGCCUCUCUUCCGUCAGGUUGGUGACCACCUCAUGCAGAGCUUCCAUGCGGCCGUCCGUGUGAUGGGUGGAAAUGAUGGCAAAUCACUUGUUCCCAUCAAUCCGGAUAUCCCACCUCUGGAUGCUAACGUUCUCAUCUAUUCAGCUGAGUCGCCUGACUUCUGCCAGGCCAAUCAGAGGACUGGUACAGAAGGCACACAGGGCCGUGUGUGUAAUAGCACAGAGACAGGGCCGGGAGGCUGUGACAGCCUGUGCUGUGGUAAAGGAUUUGCUGACUACACUGUAGAAUAUGAGGAGAACUGUCUGUGUCAGUUUCACUGGUGCUGUGUGGUUCAGUGCCAGAAAUGUUCUGUGAGAAAAGAUGUCAGCCUCUGUCUAUGAAGUCCACUCAAAGGGUUAAAGGACUAAAAAAAAAACUCUUGGAGAGCACAUUUGUUUUCUUUCCUGUGCGUAGGAGCAUCCUCUGCACAGAAUAAAGCAGUGAUUUGUGAAAACAGGUGCUUACCAUCCUCUUGCUCCACUAGUUAGUACUGAGAAAUAUCUGUAAAUCAGGUGGGAGUCAGGGCUUGUCUGGCUACUUUUAGAAAAUAAAUAUAUGGCAUACUGCCACCUGCUGGUUCAUUACCAUAGUGAAAUGCCUUGAGGGAGAUUUAAUUUUCUCCAGAUUCUCUUUAGAAGUCUAAAAUUUCUGUCAUCUGAAAAUAGACUGAUAAGCAUGAAACCUGAAACAAAAACAUCCUCUAAAUAACAUGCUUGACAUAUUCAAGUUCUGUGGCCAUUUUCUUCUCUUGAAAAUAACUUUAGUCAGUACUGUCCAAGGUGCUGAAUCACUGACUGAUAGUUGCGUUCAAUACACACUUAUUUGGAACAUUUAUGACCUGCUCGUCAUAUUGAGUCACUUUGACCCAGAGACACAUUUUAGUUUAUAUACUGAAGUAAAAAAAAAAAAAGGAAA
This is a messenger RNA of Myxocyprinus asiaticus (Chinese sucker), 1985 nucleotides long. RefSeq names its product wingless-type MMTV integration site family, member 6a (gene wnt6a). Gene Ontology annotation, molecular function: frizzled binding; cytokine activity. Gene Ontology annotation, cellular component: extracellular region. The record is from RefSeq and is a predicted model, not a curated record. Gene Ontology annotation, biological process: cell fate commitment; canonical Wnt signaling pathway; neuron differentiation. Bases 326 to 1411 code for a protein of 361 amino acids. Lineage: Eukaryota; Metazoa; Chordata; Actinopteri; Cypriniformes; Catostomidae. The transcript is spliced from 4 exons.